UUUAUUAUUUUGCUAAAUCUAGAAAAAAAUGAUUUUAUUCUUGUGACAGAAUGGUACAAACUCAACUGCGUUCAGUUCAUGAUGAAGAAUAUUGUUUUUAUCCGCUACCUUUAGAAGAAUCUUGCCUUUUUUUAAUUGCGAAUUCUUUCUUAGAGCUCACAUCUGAAAUAAAUGUGAAAGAAAAAAAUGAGUUUAAAAAAAUACGUUCUUUUACCCAAGGAAUAAAAAUUCCAGCCCGAUUAGCUGAAAAGCUGCUUGAAGUUACAUCAUCUAUGCAUCCAACAAUAUCCAAUGAGUCAUUAAAGUUGUUUAGCAAUUCAUAUCAAUAUAAUUUAAAGCAUUUGAAGUUGCCUAAUAUUGAUAUGAGAAUAUGUGGAACUAACUUGUUGAAUUAUUCAGUUUAUCAAUUUCAAUCCAUUGAGUUGACUUCAAACUUCUCAAAUUUUUGGAACAUUACUACACUUUUGCAUUCAUUUUCAAACAGUUACCAGACUCUCACCUCAUUAAAGUUAGACCUGCACCCAGAUGUUAGUAUUACUUCAGGAACAAUAUUUGAUUUUUUUGUAAAAUUUCCAAACCUAGUUUCUUUGUAUUACUACAGUCCUUCAUGCAGUAGUAAAAAUGUAUUUACCAAUCAUAACUGGAAUAGUUUGAUGACAUCAUGUCCAGCAUUACAAGUACUUCAUAUUUACUUCAAUGAAGUAGUUGUUGAUAUUGAGUUGAACUCAGCAAUAUUUCUUAAAAAUCUUUCUUUAAAAAGUUUAGUAUUGUUUCCAUUAUUGAAUUCAAGGAAUCUAUUGAGUUCAUCAGAUUGCAUUAAAAAUUUUUUAUAUCUGCACAAUCUUCAAGAAUUAGAUUUAUCUGUUGAUAUUGAACCUUCAGAAUCAAACCGCAUUGUGCUGGGUAAUAUAGAUUUAAAUGAUCAAUCAUUCGAAAAUUUACUUGAAACUUAUGUAAAUGAGUUUUUAAAUAUUGGAUCUAUACAUUUAAAAAUGUUAAAAUCUCUUGAUAUAUCAGGUAUUUAUAAAUUAAAUGAUAAUUAUAUAAAAACAUUUAUUGAAUCCCACAAGAAACUUGUAUUUUUGGGUUUAUGUAUGUCUCGAUCAAUGUUUUGCAUUAAUGGUGAUGUUACAAGUGAAUAUAAACAAUUAAAGAUAUCUGGUUGUAUGCUGGAAGAUCAGAUUAUUGUUUCACUUUUACGUUAUACCAGGCGUCCAACUUACAUAAAAGAAGUACUUAAAGGGUUAUUUCAUGUUUGCUCUGGAUGGAAAAAGAGGAAACCCUAUAUUUUAAAGAUAGUAUUGGAUAUAAUGGAAAAGUAUAAGCAGCAUCCACAACUACAAAUGGCUGCCACGGCAUGUGUAUUUCAUCUAAACAAAAAUAAUGCUGACAUAAAGACUAACAAAUUAAAUCUUGUUCUCUUGAGUGAUGUUGCAAGAAUAACUUCUACCAUCUUGUCAAUAUACAUUAAUUCUAUGCAAAUGGUCAAAAAUUGUCUCUUGAUCAUCUGCACAGAUGAGAUGUUGCAUUUUGUUAAGUUUGAUCAUGUCACAAUGUGUCGUUUAUCUAUGAAGUGCAUGGUAUUGUUUCAAGAGGCUGAAGAUCGGCACAUAACACGUAUGGCUGUUGCAAUACUCUCUAUUCUAGCUUGCAAGAUACCUUCAGUUGAAAUAUCAAAUUUAAUUCAAGAACAGGAAAUGAAGGUUUUACUUGAUAUAGUGGAAAGACGGUUAAAUGAUAAUAUGAUUGAUGGAACGUUAAAAUUCAAUCUUAAUGCUCUCUGGAAUUUAACAGAUGAGUCUCCAAUCACUUGCAAAUUGUUUAUUGAUUUGAAUGGCUUACAAAAGUAUGUCAGACUAAUCGAGACUUUUAAUGAUGAUCAAAUGAUAACUAAAGUACUUGGUCUGCUUAACAAUAUUGCAGAAGUAAAGUCGUUACAGUGCAUCUUGUUGUUAAAUCCUCAGUUAAUGAAACACAUCAGACGCCUUGUAUCAAGUGGUGAAGUACAAGUUAGUUACUUUGCUUGUGGUAUUAUUGCAAAUCUUGCGAUUAAUUGGAACAAAACUCCACUUCAACUUGAUUAUCUUGAAACUAAUAAAGUUUUAUCAGAAGUGGCUCAAGCUGUAAAAAGAUGGGGAAAAAUCGAUAAAGAAAUAGUUACAUACAGAUCAUUUAAGCCAUUCUAUAAUAUUUUGCAAUGUCAUCAAAUGCAAGAAAUUCAACGCUGGGCUAUUUGGGCAAUUAAUCAUGUUUGCACAUUAUGUGCUUCUCAAUAUCAAGAUUUGAUGUCAAAUGAUUAUAUCGAAUUGAUUGCUGAAAUAAGAAAAAAUAAUAUAUCAGAUGAAUUUAUAACAAAACACUGUGAUGAAAUUUUUUCAGCACUAAAUAAGGAUCCAUUAAAAAUUAAAAAAUUAUAAAAUUUCUUAAUAUAA
This is a messenger RNA of Hydra vulgaris (swiftwater hydra), 2432 nucleotides long. Its product is annotated as protein zyg-11 homolog. Gene Ontology annotation, cellular component: Cul2-RING ubiquitin ligase complex. NCBI's taxonomy places the organism in Eukaryota, Metazoa, Cnidaria, Hydrozoa, Anthoathecata, Hydridae. The record is from RefSeq and is a predicted model, not a curated record. Gene Ontology annotation, molecular function: protein binding.